Molecule: messenger RNA, 4037 nt
Organism: Misgurnus anguillicaudatus (oriental weatherfish)
Lineage: Eukaryota; Metazoa; Chordata; Actinopteri; Cypriniformes; Cobitidae
Source: RefSeq, a predicted model, not a curated record
UGCGCAAUAGUGAAAGCACACCAGGAGAAAUUCGAAAAACACAGUGAAGAAGUGGACAAAGCAAUUGAACAGUUGCAGCAACAAGGCCCAUCUGAAAAUGCUUGGACAGCUUUUGCCCCUGAAGCUGAAGUGGAUAAUUUGGAGUGCAUUGCAGAACGAGAUGAUGUCAAUCCUGAUGAAGAGGAUGAGCAAGAUGAUGUACCAGGAAUACCAGAUUCUUCUUGAAGAUGGAGAUGGAGUCGUUCCUCAGAUAAAGGCACCACAGAUAAGUGUUGAAUUUGUCAGGAAGAUGUUUCAAAGUCUAAAUGAGACACAGGCAGCAAUAUUCUACAUUGUCCGUCAGUGGUGUCAGAAGCGUGUCUGGGGUCAUAAUCCGGAACAGUUUUUUUACUUCGUGUCAGGUGGUGCUGGUUGUGGAAAAUCACAUGUCAUUAAGUGCAUAUAUACGGAAGCAACCAAGAUCCUAAGACAACUGCCUCGACUUCAGGAGGAAGGGGAUCUCUCUGUGCCUACAGUGAUUUUGAGUGCAUUUACAGGAACAGCAGCAUUCAAUAUAUCUGGUAAAACACUGCAUUCCAUUUUAAAACUGCCAAGGAACUUAAAGCCACCUUAUCAAGGACUUGGGAAUGCUCUAGAUGAACUACGAGCAGAAUUAUGCAGUGUGGAAAUUCUCAUCAUCGAUGAAGUGUCCAUGAUUUCGAAGGAUCUUUUCGCCUAUGUAAACUGGAGACUUCAACAGAUCAGAGGCAGCAAGAAAGCAUUUGGAGGAAUCUCUGUUCUCGCUGUAGGAGACUUUUACCAACUACCACCUCUCGGUAAAGCCAAACCGCUCUGUGUGUAUGAAGAUGAUGUUCUGGACUUCUGGAAGGACAGUUUUCAAAUGAUUACCCUUACAGAGAUCAUGCGUCAGAAGGAGGACCUUGCUUUUGCUGAGCUUCUAAACCGACUGCGAGUGAGGCAGAAGACUGAUGCUCUUAGAGAAGAAGAUAGAGUUCUGUUACUCCAAGCUGUAAAGAACGCAGAAGACUGCCCGCAUGAUGCUCUGCACAUAUUUGCAACCAACAAGGAAGUUCACAUGCACAAUACCAAAACAAUACAGGCUAUUCACACUGACAUCAUAACCAUUGAUGCCGAAGACUACAGGAAAGACCCAAGAACAGGAGUGAUGAAAAGACAAAAGAAACCUGUCACUGGAAAGAAGGACGACUUGCUGGAUUCUAUACAAGUUGCAGUGGGAGCUCGUAUAAUGGUGACAAGGAAUCUGGAUGUUGAAGAUGGAAUUGUAAAUGGAUGUUUUGGUCAGAUUGUUAACAUUGUCACUAAAACAAGAGAUGGAAUCGCCACUGUACACAUGCUAGGACUUCAGCUCGACAAUCCAAAUGCAGGUCUGAAACACCGCAGAAGAGUGCAAGGUGAAGACGACAACUCUGUGUAUAUUGAGAGAUCUGAAGAAAGUCUGAGAAAAGGAACAGUUCGUCGUCAAUUUCCCAUCAAGCUCGCUUAUGCCUGCACAGCUCACAAAGUUCAAGGAAUGACAAUGCAGUCUGCCGUAGUGUCAUUGAAAAAGAUUUUUGAACCUGGAAUGGCCUACGUUGCCCUCAGCCGAACGACGUCGCUUUCUGGAUUACACAUAACAGACUUCAUUGAAAAGAAGAUUUAUGCUGAUCCUGAAAUCACAGCAUCGUUGCAGAACAUGAGAAAAGUGACAUUCGAAGGAAUCAUGCCACUUUUGCAACACAUAAGGGAAAUCAACCAGGACCAAACACUUAAAAUAGUUCACCACAACACGGAAGGACUGUCAUCUCACAUCGAGGAUAUCAGAUGCCAUCAUGAGCUACUUUUAUCGGAUAUUCUUUGCAUAACGGAAAGUCACUUGUCUGGCUCAUGUAUUCCACAACAUCUCCAGUUGGAAGGAUACAAGAUGUUUGCACGGAAUAGACAUGUCUCCUACUCAACGCAUGCAGAAAUGGCAAAGAAAGACGGUGGUGGAGUUGCAAUAUUUUGCAAAGAAGAUAUUCAAGCUCAGUCCAGACAGUACAUCCAAAGUGUCACAGACCUGGAGUUUGUUGUCAUCAAAAUCGACACCCCAAUGUGUGCAACAAUUGCUGCAGUGUACAGGCCACCAAACUACAGUCUUGAAAAAUUCUUGCCGAAUUUAAGGGGCCUACUUGAUUAUCUGGACAUCGUAGACAAACAUCCUGUAAUCAUCAGUGGAGACUUUAACGAGGACCUCUUAUCUGCUGGAAGAAAGGCUAUACUGGAGAUGUUUCAAUCCAAGGGAUAUACACAGCUAAUCACAUCAGCUACAACUGAGAAGCACACACUACUGGAUCACAUAUACAUCUCACAUCCGGACUUGUGUCUUCAGUCAGGUGUGUUACAGACCUAUUACAGUUACCACAAUCCUGUGUACUGUAUAUUGCGAAAAUGACAUUCUGUGGUUGGCCAAUAUUGUCGUGUUUUAUGCCAUAAGGAAUCGUGGACUACGCAUCAACUUUCUUCAGGCUCUGUGGUGCUGGACGUGCAUAAUGUGGUGGUUAUGAUUGUGGUGUUUCGAGAGAUGGAAUGAUGGGGCAAUAAGUAUUAACAGUUGCAAUAGGGCUCUGACAGCCUUAGCCAAUGUGUUGACUCGAAUGGUUGUGCAUUAAUUGUUGUGUUAUGCCAUACGAAACCGGGGGCCACUGAACCUGCAUUAACGACGACAGUGGAGGCUCACUGACAGCCUUAGCCAACGGGUUGGUGCGUAUGGUCGUGUUGUUUUGUUGUCUUGCAUUGUGUUGUCAUGCCAUACAAAACCGGGGGCCACUGAACCUGCAUUAACGACGACAGUGGGGGCUCACUGACAGCCUUAGCCAACGGGUUGGUGCGUAUGGUCGGUUGUUUUGUUUUCUUGCGUUGUAUUGUCAUGCCAUACAAAACCGGAGGCCACUGAACCUGCAUUAACGACGACAGUGGGGGCUCACUGACAGCCUUAGCCAACGGGUUGGUGCGUAUGGUCGUGUUGUUUUGUUGUCUUGCGUUGUGUUGUCAUGCCAUACAAAACCGGGGGCCACUGAACCUGCUUUAACGACGACAGUGGGGGCUCAAUGACAGCCUUAGCCAACGGGUUGGUGCAUAUGGUCGUGUUGCAAUGAGAUUGUGGCAUCUAUGGUCAUUUAACAGUGUUAUGGCAGUGAGUUACAAAGCAGGUACAGCAGCAGGAAGGACGAAGGAGUAAUGUGGCAGCACGAGGGAGGACACUAGGAAGUAAAGGCGGCGGCAGCAGCAUACAGGAUGCAGUGAGGAUUAGUGUGGCAACUCCAGGGAGGACACAGACAGUGAGAGCAACAGCGGCAUUGCAGGAAGAAUUUUGAGACGAUAGCAGUCCUAUCCAACAAUGGAUAUGAGUGUGCAAUAUACCAUCUAAAGCUAAGUGUUUUAAGAACUUGCUUCAGUCACUGUACUACUGCACAUUGUAACUACUUUUGGAGGAAUAUUUUAAGCUAAUUCUGAUUUUGAUGUUUUUCAGGAAGCGCCAGGUCAGAAUGUCUGAGAAGAUCAAGUGUGCUACAACACCGAUAAUGACAAGCUGGGUACAUUGGAAAGCUGGAUUUCUUUAAAUAAUGUGACCAAACCCAUUUGGCAUUUAGGACAAUACUGAAGACUAAAGAACCAAAUGAAGAACCACAUUGAAGCAGUAGAGGGUGUCCAGCCUGUAUGCAAUGUCAGAUCCAGCGGAGAGAUGUCGGGAGCUGCUUCACUACACCGCUCAUUGCAUUAAUUAAUUUCAUUUUAUUUAAAAUUUAGUUUUAUCAUAUUAAAUAAUUGGUUUCUAUAUAUAGAUAUAGAUAUAUAGAUAUUAAAAUAUAAAAUAUUAGUUUAAUAUAAUAAUUGGUUUCAAUAUAUAGAUAUAUAGAUAUUAAAAUCUAAAAUAUUAGUUUAAUAUAAUAAUUGGUUUCAAUAUAUAGAUAUAGAUAUAUAGAUAUUAAAAUCUAAAAUAUUAGUUUAAUAUAAUACUUGGUUUCAAUAUAUAGAUAUAGAUAUUAAAAUCUAAAAUA